AUGGAGUCAAAAUUUAUGGGGUUUCUACGAGCUUCUCAUCGCGGUCUUCACCUGAGCUUGGAUAAAGGAGAGCAAGUCUUAGAUGAUGAAGCAGAGCCAGUAGUUAUAGGAGGAAUGGUACUGGACAUAAAUGCCUCUUCUUCUAUGCCAGCAAAUCCAAGGACCACCACUCCGGGGAAGGUGCUUUAUGCGUUAGGUGGUGUAGCAAGGAAUGUUGCUGAGUGCAUGUCAAAGCUUGGUACAAAGCCUUUUAUGAUAAGUACACUUGGGCUUGACAUGGCAGGAAAUUUACUGUUGGAGCACUGGAGAUCUGCUGGGCUUUCCUUAGAAGGCAUUCAAAAGCACCAAGAUAUUGAGACAGCAGUAGUUUGCAACAUUUUUGAUGGUACAGGAGAACUGUUAGCUGCUGUUGCUAGUGUUGAAUCACUUGAAAAGUUUCUUACACCUAAGUGGAUAGAAAGAUUCCGAAGCAAUAUCUGUUCCGCUCCAGUGCUGAUGGUUGAUGCAAAUUUAAGUCCUCCAGCAUUGCUAGCAUCUUGUCGAAUGGCAACAGAAUGCGAGACUCCUGUGUGGUUCGAGCCUGUAUCAGUUGCUAAAUCCAAAAGAAUUGCUUCAAUUGCCGAAUAUAUUAGUUUUGCCUCACCUAACGAAGAUGAGCUUGUAGCUAUGGCAAAUGCUCUUUCUUGUCAAGAUAAAUAUUUACCAGUUAAAAGAGAUUGUGGCAGUACCAAGAUAUCCAUCGGAUCGCUGUUUCAAAUGCUUAAACCUGCAAUCUGGGUUUUGCUAGAGAAAGGCAUUAGAGUUGUUAUUGUGACUCUUGGAUCCGACGGGGUCUUCUUAUGCUGUAAAGCAGUGCAUGGUUUUAAGAGACGUGAUUUCAUGGGAAACAAACCUCAUUCUUUCAGCAGACAACUUUAUAGCACUGUGAAUUCAAGUUGUCCCCCCAGUAGAUUUGUUAGUUCUCUACCGUCCAAUGGAAGAUCUUUAUUCUUUGCUGUGCAUUUUCCUGCACUUCCAGCAUCAGUCGUGAGGCUUACUGGGGCUGGUGAUUGCUUAGUUGGUGGUACAAUAUCUUCUUUUUGUGCUGGUUUGGAUAUAAUGCAAAGUGUGGCAGUUGGCAUUGCAGCAGCCAAAGCGGCUGUUGAAACAGAGAACAAUGUGCCUGCAGAAUAUGUUUUGGCCAAAAUUACAGAUGAUGCAAGGGCGGUGUAUUGUGAUUCCAACAUUGUAUUCUGUGAAUCGAAGUUGUGA
This is a messenger RNA of Fraxinus pennsylvanica, 1251 nucleotides long. The record is from the annotation of a GenBank genome assembly. Lineage: Eukaryota; Viridiplantae; Streptophyta; Magnoliopsida; Lamiales; Oleaceae.